This is a messenger RNA of Tetrahymena thermophila SB210, 1845 nucleotides long. RefSeq names its product tetratricopeptide repeat protein. Gene Ontology annotation, molecular function: ATP binding; protein binding; protein kinase activity. The record is from RefSeq and is a predicted model, not a curated record. NCBI's taxonomy places the organism in Eukaryota, Ciliophora, Oligohymenophorea, Hymenostomatida, Tetrahymenidae. Gene Ontology annotation, biological process: protein localization to cilium; protein phosphorylation; cilium assembly. The transcript has a single exon. Gene Ontology annotation, cellular component: ciliary basal body.
AUGGAUAUUAUAAUAAAGCAAUUAGAAAUUUAAAAGUAAAUUUAAGUUACAUAGUCAUAUGUAGAUAAAGAGGAUAAUAAAUAUACAUUUUUAGCUUUCGACAAAGAUAGAUAAUUUUCGAUAAGAGCAUUUUGUUUAGCAUCAGAUUAAAACUCAGAUAUUUCUGAUGAUAAACUCAAAUCUGCAAAAUAAUUCGCAUAAAACCUUAGAGAGUGUAAUCAUUAAAGUAUUUUAAAAUAUAUAGAAGAAUUUUAAAUUGAUAAAUACUAUUUGGUUGUAAUGGAGAGGUUUGAAAUAAAUUUGAUAGAUUGGUAAUAUUAAAAUAGGCUUAAAAAGAAAAUAAAUAGAAAUCAGUUUUUAAAGAUUGCUCUUGAUCUAUUUAAAGCAUUAGAAUAUCUUCAUUCUAAGAACCUCUUGCUUUAAAAUUUAACACUAAAAAAUAUAUAUUUAGAUUAAGAUCAAAAUGUAAAGAUUUGUGACUUCAACAUUUCAUAAGAAAUAAUUCCUUCGAUUGCUACACAGGAAUUUUUUGCUUCUAAAACAUAUAACUUAGAAUUUUAUUUACCUCCUGAAUUAUAUGAUUCCUCUAAGAAUUAAUCUGCCAAGUAAUCUAAAAUUUUUUAAGAGAAAGAAGGAGAUAUUUGGUCAGCUGGCAUGUGCUUAUAUGCAUUGACUGGAGUCACUCUUUUAUUUAUCAAACGAUUAACAAAAGGAACAGGUUUUUUUUUGUUUUAAGAAAAAUUAGAUAAAGAUAUAAGUUAGUUUUUGAUGAAUAUUUUUUGGUAAAACCCAAAACUGAGACCUUCAAUUUCUGAUCUAAUAGAUUCUAUCUAAUAACUAUAACAUAUAUAGAUUGAAUAAAUUUAGGAGGAGGAAGACUUUAAUCCUGAAUUUAUUGAUAUUUAUAACAAAGGUAGAGACUUAUAUAGCAAUGAAUAAUUCUAAGAAUCAAUUGACCUAUUAAAAACAGCUUUGAAUAUCGAACCUCUACACCAUUCACUUUUAACUUUGAUAGGAAGCUUAUACUUUGAAAUUAAGUCAUACGAAGAAUGUAAUGAGUAUUUUUUAAAAGCAAUAUAAAUACACCCUUAAAAUUCAUUUGCCUACAAAUGCUUAGGUCAUUCUUUUUUAAAUCUGAAAAAAUUAGAUGAAGCUGUUAAUAAUAUACAAAAAUCAAUAGAAAUUAAUCCUGAGUACUCUCAUGCUCAUAAUGUAUUAGGAGUAUGUUAUGAACGUAUGUUAUUAGAAGAUAAAGCUGAAUAGUAGUAUAAAAUUGCUCAUAAUUUGCAUCCUUAAUAAUCGUUGCCUUCUUGCAAUUUAGGAUAUUUAUAUGUCCGUAAACAGAAUUUCUAGGAAUCUGAGUCUUGGCUUAAAAAAUCUAUGAACAUAAAUCCAAACAAUUACGAUUCUGUCAUAGAACUGUCAUUUUUAUAUUAUAAUUAAUCAAAGUAUGAAGAAGCCUUGGUUUACUGUAAAAAAGCUUUAGAAAUUGAUCCCUUACAAGAAGAACCAAUAUAAAAUAUAGGCAGAAUUUAUAUCCAUUUAGAGCAGUAUGAUGAAGCAAUCAAUAGUUUAAAGAAAGCUAUUUAGAUAAAUGAAAAAAUGGAAUAUAUGUAUUUUACUCUUGCUUAUGCAUACCUUCAGAAAUUUAAAUACUACCAAGGAAUAUAUUGUUUAAAAAAAUAAAUUAAAUUAGAUUCCAUUGAUAUUGAGUCUUUUGGUAUGCUUGGAGAUUAGUAUAUACAACAAAAAAAAUAUGAAAAAGUCAUCAAGUAUAAAAAGUACUACAAAAAAGAUGAAAUGAUGUUUUUAGAUUAAAUUAAUGAAGCAAAGUCAUAAAUUUGA